AUGGAAAGUUUACCUGUUUGGGAACCUGGUGAGGAACUGGCCAACUGUCUUUCACAUGCUGUUAUGGUUCCUAUCACAAUUUAUUUAACAACUUACCUAAUUAAGCAACAAAUGAAAGUUCACGAUAGAGUCAAUAUUUUUGGUGUUACAGUAUAUGGAUUAUGCGUUCUUUUCCUCUUUUUAAAUUCAUCAUUAUAUCAUGGGUGUACAUACGAACCUGUUAAACGGGUUUUAAGAUACAUUGACCAUUGUACAAUUUUCUUCCAAAUUGCUGGCUCCUAUACUCCAUGUGUAUUAUAUGCUAUGAGAACAUAUACAGGAAUUGCUCUUCUUAUAUAUAUUUGGGUAUUUGCUGUAAUAGGUAUCGUUUCAAAAAUCUUUUUCUUCGAUAAAAUAGAAGGCACUUACAUUUAUCUUGCAAUGGGAUGGAGCAUCAUUGUUUGUAUCAAAGAGUUCAACAGAUCGUUUGAUUUUUCGCAGAAAUUAUGGAUUGCUUUAGGCGGCGUUAGUUACUCAAUCGGCUGUAUCUUUUUCGAGAUUGAUAAGCCAUUUUUCCAUUUAAUUUUCCACUUCUUCAUCUCUGGAGGAGCUCUUUGUCAAUUCUACGCAAUCUAUCUACUUGGUGAAAGAUUCUUAAAUAACUAUAAUAAAAAGGAUUCGAAAAAAUAA
This is a messenger RNA of Trichomonas vaginalis G3, 669 nucleotides long. RefSeq names its product cytolysis. Bases 1 to 669 code for a protein of 222 amino acids. Gene Ontology annotation, cellular component: membrane. The transcript has a single exon. The record is from RefSeq and is a predicted model, not a curated record. Lineage: Eukaryota; Parabasalia; Trichomonadida; Trichomonadidae.